AUGGCUGAAACUUACAGAAAUCGAAAAGAAAGUAGUCGUUUAACAGAAUUAAGUCGUAUUCUGAUAACAUCAUCAUCACUGAAAGCCUAUAUUGAUCUGUUAGGACGAAAUCAUCGUCAGAGUAUUGCUUCUUGGCUUUACGGAAAUACAUCACAAAUCCUUAGCAGUCUUUUUCAUUAUCCAAACGGCAACAUUUAUUGUUCAGACUUGGAGAAUACAGUCACAAAUUCAGUUCGAAGCGGAAUAGGCCAUUCAGUGAAAUUAGCACUUCGUGAUGUUUAUGGGCCUGAAUACUGCACGAAAGGAUGGAAAGUAUUUGUCGAAAAAGGUGCACCUGUCGUUUAUGUAUCUCCUGGACUCCACAUCGAUUUAUUGCCAUUUUUAACUAAUGAAUUUACCAUUUGCGAUGUGGUUGUGCUGAAAAAGAUUGAAGGAGAAGUAUCUGAUAUUGAAGGUCGUAUUGAUCAUAAUGCUUUCGAAAAACAAUUGGAGACUGAUAUUAAUGAAGGUAGAAAGCCACUUAUUCUAAUUGGCGUCGUCGGUUCACCCAUUCUUGGUCAAAAUGAUAUGAUAAGUCGUAUUAUCGGAUUGAAAAAAUCGAAAGCACGAUUCUGGAUUCACAUUGUUGGUCAAGCUUUGGCAGCAUUAUGUAUUAAACAACCUCCUGAAGUGUUAGUGAAUGUUUUAUCAGGAAUUGAUAGCAUAACAGUGCCAUUAGCAACAUGGCUUGGCAUUCAUUCUGCGCCUGUUCUGACUCUGUAUCGUACGGUGGAAUCUUACAGACCAAGUUAUAAAGAAAAGCUUGAUACUCUUCCUUGGUGGAUUACUGUCGAACAUUUAACAUCUUCCACAAUCUCAAAAACUAUUGAGAUUGCAUAUAUACUGAGCAGAAUGAUGUUAAAAGGAUUAGCAUCUUUGCCACAAAUUAAUAUCAUAGGAAUCGAUAAUCCAGUUGAAUUCUUUAAUCGAGUGGAUAAAGGACAAUAUACUCCUCCAACUGUACUUGUUUUUCGAUAUAAGUAUGCUGAACUAGAAGAAUUUCGAAAGGUACCUGAGAAAAUUUGGAAGAAAAGGAGCUUACUUGGGCAAGGGUUAAUAACAGAUUGUCGACAACUUGGGUUGCAGAUGGUUGAAUUAAGUAAAAAACAUGGGACUGGAAUAAGGUUUUGUCCCUUGGAAUGUUGUGCUGGUACGUUUACGAUAUUCUUAUGUUUCUCUUUAGGGCUGAAAAUAUUGUGUUUAGCGAACGGUGCUGGUCCGAAUACGAUUCAAAAGUUUCUAAAAUCAUUGAAAGGAGCGCUUAACAUUGUGGAAUCUACUAUAGCUGCUAGGAAACGCUUUGUUGAAUUGAAAUCUAAUUACCCAUCUUUAAUUAUUUCUUCAAUGCCAAAGUGGGCUGGUAUCGGUGCAGUUUGUUAUAUCCCAACCAUUGUUAAAGAUACUGCUCCAGAUAAAUGGAAUGAAAAGCAGAAACAACAGGUUUCAUAUUUAAAUCUCGAACUUGUUCAUUCUUUGCGUGCUGUCGAUUCAGCAUUUUCAUCGGAUGAGAAUAGUAUUUAUGGAGUGUCGUGUGUUAAAUUUGGAAUGAUAUCUGACCAGAAAGACCUCAUUGAUCUCAUUAAUCUCGUAUCGGAUAGAGGCAAAGAAAUCGAACAGUCACAACAGUAUAUGGAUAGCUUAGCGCAAAUGAUUUUACAAGGUAUUGAAGCAGCAAAUCAAGAUUUGAAACGAGAAAACGAUGAACGACUUAUGCAAGAAGGUGUUAUGCGGCAAAUACCACUGAUGAGUUCAUUGGUGAACUGGUUUUCUCCUUUAGACAAAGAAGUGCAAAAUGUAAGAGGGAGAUCGUUUGAUCUGAAAACAGGUUAA
Molecule: messenger RNA, 1869 nt
Organism: Dracunculus medinensis (Guinea worm)
Lineage: Eukaryota; Metazoa; Nematoda; Chromadorea; Rhabditida; Dracunculidae
Source: the annotation of a GenBank genome assembly